CCUCUCGUUUAUAUCUGUAUUUCGCUCUUAUCAUCUAUCUACGCAUACAUCUCCAUUUAAUACUGCUUAUUCACUACUAAUCGUCACAGUUAAACUAUUAAAAACUCUUUGCGUAGAUUUUAUAGUUUUACAAAUCUUCUCUUGUUUUUACAUUGCCAGUGAAACGCAAUGAUUAACUAGGGGCUCCUGUUUCAGAUUUUAAAUGAUUGUAUAACAACAAAGCUUUUCUUAAAUAUUUUUCAUGUUCAACGGUAUUCGCUUGUCACUAGAUCUUCCAUAAUUGUCGACACUACUAGAGACAUAAUUGUCGACAAAUGUUUUUGCGAUGGUAGAUGCUGACAUAUCUGCCAUUGGGUAACACUCAGGCCAUCUUGUAAAUCUAUCCACUAUUGUGAGUAGGUAACACAUGUCUUCCGGAGGAGGUAGAGGACCAACGAUGUCCAGGUGGAUGUGGUUAAACCUGCCUUUCGAAAUGUCAAAUGUUUCCAAUGGCUAGUGAGUAUGGCUUGUUAUUUUGGCCUUUUGGUAAUAACGAUCGGUCAUAAGCUUUCUAGUAGCCCGAAUGCCAGGAUAUGAGUUAUUGUGGAUCCCUUGGAAUGUAAGCUUACGCAGAGAUAAGGGAACAAACAAACGUUGUUUUCCUGCAGAAGAUUCUAUCAAUAGUUGAACAUUGUUUGAAGAUAUUUUUAUUAGUUUAUAUGUAGUGUUUCUGCUCUGUUUUUUUGGCAAUAUUUUUAAAUGUGAAUCUUUCUUUUGCUCUUUUGGAAUAGUUUGAUCCGUUAACAUUGCAAUGGAAUCCAUGACUCCAAUCCUAGAUAAGGCAUCCGCUGCUACGUUGCUCUCUCCCCGAAUGUAUAUAUAUCAGAGAUAUAUGUAUAUAUAUGUACGUAUAUCAGAGGUGUAUUAGGAGAUGAAGUCGAGAUGUCGACUUUGUCGCGAAGACUUUUCAGCCUUGGAUUUUAACGCCAGUGUUAGAGGUUUGUAGUCUGUUAACACCUUAAAGUCUCUCACUUCGAGGAAGUGCCUAAAAUGUUUGAUUCCUAGGAAAAUGGCAAGUAGUUCUCUAUCAAAGGUUGAGUAUCUCUGCUCGGUUGGUGUUGUUGUUUUUGAGUAAAAUGCCAACGGUUGACUUUCACCAUUGAGAUGAUGUUGAAGUAUCGCGCCAACUGCAUAGUUAUAAGCGUCGUUAGUGAGAGAAUAAUGAGCGUUACUCUGUGGAUGAGGUAACAUGAUUGCAUUUGAUAGGUCAUGUUUUACUUGAAGUACUGCUUGUUCACAUUCUUCUAACCAUUCAAAGUUUUGUUUACUCUUUUUGUCGUUAUAUUCAGCAAUGAGUUGAUACAAGAGUCUCAACUUGUUGUCAACCUGUGGAAUGAAAUGAUGAUGGUAAUGUAUCAUUCCUGCCAAUCGCUGAAGUUGUUUAACGGAUGAUGGAGAGGGAAAUUUUGUAAUUACCUUUACCUUAGAAGAAGAAGGAGUUAUACCUUUUUCUGAAAUGUUGUGACUUAGGAAAUCCUACGAUGGUACGCCAAGAACACAUUUGGAUGACUUUAUUUUGAUGUCAGGACUAGCUAGCCGAUGGAACACUUUAUGCAAAUGUUGAAUGUGCAUUUCUUUCGUUGGACUAGCUGUAAGGAUGUCGUCAAUAUAGACAAAGACAAAUUCCAGAUCGCUUAAAAUGCUAUUCAUGAAUCUUUGGAAAGUUUGGCUGAAUGAGGUGGUAAUAGCAGUGUUCGUAUGUGGGAGUUUUCGGAUGUGUUUUUUUUUUUUGCUGCAGUGAUGAAUAUUAACCGUCGUUUGUGUUGCUUGGAAGUACGCAGGUAAGAGAGUUUAUUUUUCCUAGUGCACUUAUUUUUAAAAACCAGGCUACACGAUGCUAGAUUUCAUAAAGAGUUCGCUUAAAAGGGGAGGAUUCGCGGAAAUUUUACGUCAAAAACAUUUCGGUUCAUAUAGCCGCGUUUAGGGCAACAAAGCGCACACCCAGCAGCUGUCAUUCGAUGUAUGCGAAAUUUUUCUGUCAUUCCUCGCCAUGUUUGUAAACAUACAGGCGGUGUUGUUUGCGGUUGUUGAUUUGUUUUCCGGCGUUGAUUUGGAAAUAUUAAGGAUUUUGCUGUGAAAAGUUUGCAAUGGAGAAUCUGUUGAUGAGCGAAGAGUGGUUCGCUUCGUUAUCGUGGGUUGUGGAAUUGAAUGAAGUGAAUUUGCGAAGACGCAACAGGCAAAUUGUGCGCACGUGGUGGAUGCGACCAAUUUUUUUCCGGCGGCAAGAAGAUGGCAACCGCUUGCUGGAUAAUAUUGUCGCAGAACAAGCCAACGAAACCGUCGUUAACUUUCUUCGAAUGAAGAAGGAAGAUUUUAUUGUUUUGCUGCAAGCUAUAAGGCCGGCAAUAAGUCGCAUGAACACCAAUAUGCGUGACUCAAUCACAGCCCAAGAAAGGUUGCUAAUUACGUUGCGGUAUUUAGCAACUGGAGAAACCUUCAGUAGUUUGCAAUAUUUGUUUCGAGUGUCUCGUUCCUCCAUAAGCAACAUAGUAAAGGAGACGUGUAUCUGCCUUACAAAAACUCUACGAUCAUAUGUGAAGUUACCAUCCACUAAAGAACAAUGGCUGGAAGUAUCAAAAAUGUUUGAGCAGCGUUGGAACUUUCCCCAUGCCAUUGCAGCGAUAGAUGGGAAACAUUUUCACACCCGCGCUCCUGCACACAGCGGAUCCGAUUACUAUAACUACAAAAACUUUUAUAGUAUUGUGCUUCUGGUAAUGGUACAUGCAGAUUACUAUUUUAUGUUUGCUGAUGCGGGAGGCAAGGGUGGGAUUUCGAAUGGAGGAAUAUUUAGAAACAGUAGAUUGUUCCAAAAGCUUGAAAACAAGUUAUUAAAUAUUCCAGAUCCCGAGCCAUUGCGAUUACCAUAUAAAAUUCCAGUACCAUUUUUUAUAUUAGGAGACAAGGCUUUUGCUUUUACCGAUUACUGCAUCCGUUCCUUUGGCGAGCUCCACUCACCUGGGAGCUACCAGCGCAUUUUCAAUUAUAGACAUUCGCGUGCUCGAAUGCCCGUUGAAAAUGCGCUAGGAAUACUUGCAAAUCGGUUUCAAGUAUUGAAAGGACAAAUACUUCUUUCUCCGAAUGUGGCAAAACAUAUUGUUCUAACGACUGUCUAUUUACACAACGAACUUUCUACACAACACAAUUCUUCUCACAACACUACAACUUCUAUUUACGAAGAAAUGCUUCAAGAACAAUAUACUCUCCACCAUCCUCAUUCGAUAGAGUCAUUGGCGAGAACGUGGUCCCUGGCGUUUAGAGAGCCAAUGAUAAUUUGGUAAAUCUUAAAUUUGUUUCGUCACGGACAGCUGAUCGAUUGAUGAAUGUUCGAACGCAUAUGGUUCUCGAUUUUAAAAAUAAUUACCAUCAUUAUGCUGCUUAGUCCCUGAAACUACAUGACCAACUGACAAUGACCAACUUUACAUGUCACGUAAAGGUAAAUGGAAAUUUUAAGACCACUUUGCUACCACCAAACUAUGUGCUCACCUCUCUUUUCUUUAAUCUGGGGCGAGGUGGACAUCCGACAUUAGAACGUGAUUCGUUUCUGAAGAUUAGAUUAAUUAUUCAGUUUGCUUAAGAUAAUGAUCCUAUUAAA
Messenger RNA from Anopheles stephensi (Asian malaria mosquito), 3631 nucleotides. RefSeq lists its product as uncharacterized. The transcript is spliced from 3 exons. The record is from RefSeq and is a predicted model, not a curated record. NCBI's taxonomy places the organism in Eukaryota, Metazoa, Arthropoda, Insecta, Diptera, Culicidae. Bases 2127 to 3317 code for a protein of 396 amino acids.